Solenopsis invicta (red fire ant) is the source of this 1419-nucleotide messenger RNA. RefSeq lists its product as uncharacterized. The record is from RefSeq and is a predicted model, not a curated record. NCBI's taxonomy places the organism in Eukaryota, Metazoa, Arthropoda, Insecta, Hymenoptera, Formicidae. The coding region runs from base 1 to 1419 and encodes 472 amino acids. The transcript has a single exon.
AUGGCUACCUUCAUCCUGCCGCGUCUCGAUUUCUUAUUACGGGGGGCCAGAGUUCAGAAGAGUCCCCUCACGGCCGCUGACAGGGUGUUACGCCGUUAUGCCAAGUCCUGGCUGAACCUCCCUCAGCGCGCGAGUGCGGAGGGGGUCUACAUGCCUCCCCGCUGGGGUGGAUGUGGCCUCCUUCCGCUCUCCGAUCUCGCCGACGUGCUGUCCGUCGCUCACGUCUUCCGUAUGCUUACGGCUGGCGACGCGGCGGUCAGGACGCUGGCGUGGCAGUCGCUGAGGGGAGUGGUCCAGCGUAGGAUAGGCUACGCCCCUGCUGGCGACGAGAUCGCCAACUUCCUCUCCGGCUCGCUGGAGGGACGGCUGAGGGGUGGAGGGGAGGCUUCCCUCUGGUCCAGGGCGAGAAACGCCGCGCAGCGUCAGUCCGAGAGGUUGUCCCUGCGGUGGCGGUGGGUUCCUGAGACGGAGGAGAUGAUCUUGGAGUGCCGGGGUCCCAGAGGCGCCACGGUGAAGAUUCCGCCUGGUGCGCGCGCCCAGGUAGUGGGUCGGUUGCGCUCAGCUGUAGCGGAAUAUUACGCGAGUACCUUGCUCGCGAAGCGAGAUCAGGGUAAGGUCUUCGAGGUGUCGUCGCGGUGCCGAGUGAGCAAUCACUUUAUCCGUGGCGGCAGCUUUACCCGCUUCGCCGAUUGGCGUUUUAUCCACAAGGCGCGGCUGGACGUGCUCCCUCUCAACGGCGCGCGCCGUUGGGGGGAUGGAGACAAGCGCUGUCGUCGUUGCGGGGAAGUAUCGGAGACAUUACCCCACGUGCUCUGCCACUGCGGCGUCCACUCUGCCGCAAUACAGCUGAGGCACAAUGCCGUCUUGCACCGCCUCUGGAAGGCUUGUCGUAUGCCGGGGGAAAAGCGGGUAAACCAGCGGAUCGAGGGGAUCGACGGGGAACUUGGCGAGCUACGACCUGAUCUCGUGAUCAGGCACGAGCCCUCCAAGAGUGUCGUCAUAUGCGACGUGACGGUGCCCUUUGAGAACCGUUGGGAGGCUUUCGAGGACGCUAGGGCGAGGAAAAUAGCCAAGUACUCGCCACUAGCUGAGGAGCUCCAGCGCAGGGGGUACCGUGUGGUCGUGACGGCCUUCGUCGUCGGUGCCCUCGGGUCAUGGGAUCCGAGAAACGAAGCGGUGCUGAGACUGCUGCGGAUUGGCACCCCGUACGCGUCACUGAUGCGCCGUCUGAUGGUCUCGGAUACCAUCCGCUGGUCCAGGGACAUAUACGUGGAGCACGUGUCUGGCACUCGCCAGUACCGGGCUCCUCCUCGCCCCGCCGGCGGUGGAUUUGCGACGCCGCCUCGGGCCAUUCGCCGACGCUGGCUCGCCGACGAAGUAGAGCGGCACGACGCGAUUGCGUGUGUGAAUGUCGCGUAA